This is a messenger RNA of Phacochoerus africanus (Common warthog), 7281 nucleotides long. It is a transcript of the gene RNF112, whose product is annotated as ring finger protein 112. Gene Ontology annotation, biological process: endoplasmic reticulum organization; protein homooligomerization. Gene Ontology annotation, molecular function: metal ion binding; GTP binding; GTPase activity. The transcript has 14 exons. The record is from RefSeq and is a predicted model, not a curated record. Lineage: Eukaryota; Metazoa; Chordata; Mammalia; Artiodactyla; Suidae. The coding region runs from base 4515 to 6401 and encodes 628 amino acids.
GCCUGACCCCAGGACCCUCCGCGCUCCUCUCCCCGCCGUCACGCGCUCGCGGGCCACUCGGGUCCCGUUCUGGGCUCAGUGUGCGCCCUCAAAAUUCAUGCAUUGCAGCCCUAACCCCGCGACGUCAGAGCAGGACUGUCUUUGGAGGCAGAGCCUUUAAGUAGGUCACCGUGCGAGAAUGGGGUCACUGGGCUGGCCCUGGUCCAGAGCCUGGGUCCUCCCGAGAAGAGCAGGCUGGGACGCAGACGUGCACAGAGGGACGGCCACGCAAGGACACGGAGGGGGCGGACGUCUGCAGGCCAAGGGGGGCCUCGGGAGACCCCAAGCUGGCCGGCGCCUUCAUCCCCGAUCCCAGCCUCCAGGACGUGGGAAAUAUGGGUCUGUGGUUUAAGCCGCCCGUCUGGGUCCUGGGCGGGGGCGACAAACUCCUCCAGGGCCUGGGACAGGCCCCUAGCCCAGGGCCUCGCGUUCCGAUCUCCGACUUUCGUUGCCAGCUGAAUUCCUUUCUGUUUAAAGAUCCAUUGUAAACUUAGAGAACACGGGUCGCCUUCCAAGCCUGCUUGGCGGGGCCUCAUUUAUCGGCAGGCCAGAGCCUCUCAAACAGGGCGCUGGGCCUCCCUCUGCCUGCGGGCCGCGUCCCCGCUUCUCCUAAGGUCCGAGGGAGCCCUGUCCUCACGGGGCCUGCCCAGGCCCGCACACGAGGCGCCUCUGGUGCUGUCGCUGUGCCAGGAGGUCUGCCCACGGCGGGUGCCCCGUGUGUCUCGUAUGUUCUGAUUGGAAAGGGACUCAGCCUCGGUGGCAGGGGGCCGGUGCUGGGGGCCUCGUGGUCAACGACAGCUCCGCCCACGGGAGCCUGUGUCCGCAGUGUAACUAUGUAUUUAUAGCUGGACACUCAGGAUAAGUUCACGCUGACGUCUCAUGAUCAGGAACCGUGUGUGCUUUGGGCGGCCUGACAGUCUGCGAAGCCCAGGGCCCCAGAUCCAGAGACAACCCCCAGUUUCGUCUUCAUCGUGGGUGGCUGGAGCUGGCAAGGCUCAGGGUUGGCGUUGGGCGGGAGCGUGCAGCAGAGCCCUCAGCGUUACAGCAGGACGCUGGCGACGCUCUGGACGCUGUCCCCUGGAGGCUGGCUUACAGACGAGCUACCUGCCCAGAGAUGCCCGUGAGAAGCUGCCGGGAGCAGCGAGGUCCCCUCGGGUCUGUCCGUGUGGGCAAGGCGGUGGUUCAGGGAUGCAGACCCUGUCACGUGCCUCCUGCUCAAGGUCACUUAUGGUUCCUAGGGUCACGCGAGGGGAGUCUGGGAUCUGCCCGGUGUCCGUCCGUGCUCUGUGUUCUGCUGACCACACCCCGGACCCCGGACUCAGCCUCACUCCCCUGACCCCAUCCUGGCCUGUGCACUUGCUGUCCUGGUGGCCGGCCCGCGCCCCAGCUCCUUUCCUGCAUGGCAGCCUCAGUGGCCCCAAGUCUGUGUGAGGGGCUUCCCUGGGUCCCAGCGUCCCCUGGGCUUCGGCGCCAGCAGUGACCACAACGAGGGCAGUGGUCUGUCUCCGUGUUUCAUGUCUGAGCCCAGCCUUGAGCUCCUGGGGCAGGGACCCCAUCUGUGCCCUGUGGGCCUGGCAGUGGGCUCCGUGUUUGGUACAGAGGGAGCGUUUCCUAGAUACCUGAGCACGGAGAUGAGGAGAAAGGACGGAGAAGCUUCCUGAAGGGCGUCUGAGCCCACCUGGGCCUGGGCGCUGCGGGGGACCCUCUGUCUGCACGGAGCCCACAGCGCGAGGGCGGCGAGGGGGCGGCACAGGCCUGAGCCUACCCUCCUGGGCCUCGGCCUCCCUGCUGGAGGAGCUGGGCUGCCUCUGUCCGGGAAUCAGCGGAGGCAGCUCUCGGCAAGACCUUGUGACCCUGAAGCUCUGAGCAGAGGAGAGGACUCCUGCUGUGAAAACGGGAUGCGGGGGGUCGGGUUGGGGUGGAGGCUUUCCUCCUGCUGCCCGCGGGAAGUCCCUGGCGGCUGGCAGGAGAGGGGGUGCAGCCAGGGUCAGGGUUCCGGGUCCACACUGGCCUCUCCAGUGUCUGGACUGUGUCCCGCCCAGCGUGAAGCUCAGGGACCGGGCUCGGCGCCCCCCUCUGCUGGCUGCUUCCCACCGCCUCUGGUCACAGAGGCGGAAAGGACACACCCCUGGCCGGUGGCGGUGGCAGGAGGGCCACCCCCCUGGAGUGCGGCUUUCAGUCGCAGAGCCGUCUCAGGCCAGGGCGGGAGCCACCUCCACGGGAGGGAACUGGUGGCCCCUGGGAGGGACCAUCCAGGAAGUGGAAGCCUGGUUUUCGCUCCACAAGAGCAGGGCUUCCCCAGCACACUAGGUCUCAUCUUCGUCUUUAUUGGAAAUAGACGCCCGGCAGACAGGGCUGCUGUGGGGAGCAGGCCUCUCCCGCCAGCUCUGUUGUCCCUGGCCUGGCCAUUGUCCUUCCCCCCAAAGCAGCCUGACCCCUGGGGCCGGGUCUCUGAUGCUCCCUUGGGGGUCUGGCACAGACACACCUUGGUGAGGCUGGGUGGGCCCGGGCACGGAGGCAGCCGCGUCGGCCUGGAUGCCAUACUCAGGGGCUGCUGCCUCUGCUUCCUGUCCGGAGGCUCUUCCUGAUUUUAGUUUGAGUUUGUUUUAUCAGCGAAUUCUAGUGGGAAACAGAGCCUUCACUGGGGAUGUUGGGGCUCUGCAGGUUGCCUUCUCGGCUCCCAUUCCUGGCCCUGGGCACCCCCUCCAUCAAGAGGUCUGAGCGUGGGCUCAAGCAGAACUGGGGACCGCCGAACUGUCGCUGGGCAUUUUGGAGUGGGGCAGGGCAGGCCCAAACCCCUCCUUGGGCUGAAACCCAGUGGGGACCCCUCAUCUGCCCCCAAGCUCAAUACGGAGCAGGUCCCAGCGGGAAGGUGGGUUUGGGUAGUGGGCCCGCGGGAAGGGGAGAUUGGUUUUCAAUCCAAAUGCCCCCACUGGGGGUGCCUCGAGAUGAGGGAACGGAGGCUCCAAGGGGACAGGGCGGCAGGCAACGUGCCCUGAUGUGUCUAGCACCCAGGCCCCCCGGCCACCAUCUGCCAGGGGUGUGAGGUCACGGGACUCCCUUGCGGACGGAGCGCGGUGGACGCAGCCCUGCCCUCCCGACUCUGCCACCAGCAAGGCUUUACUGCCGACCAGGGGCUCGAGUCCUCUCGCCGCGUCUCUGCUCUGAUUCAGUCCACAGAGGGGUCCUCCGGUCCCUGGUUCGAAAGGCUGGGGUGAAGAAGAUCCAGCCGGGGCAGCAGAGGGUCCCCGCCUGCUGUCUCAGGACAGGAACCCACCCCCACGCCUGCAUCCCGGCUCAGGAAGAGCGCCCUUCAUCUGGGCAGGUGGCCUCCAUCUGUGGCUGUGACCCCUCCGGGAGCUGAGGGGCAGCCCCCGGCCCGGCUCACAGGCGCAGCUGCGAGGGAGCUAGGUCAGCCUGGGCCAUGCCGAAUCUGCCAGGGUCAGGUGCAUGGGCCCUCAGACCAGGUCCAGCAGGACAAGCGAGGCAGGGAGCUCCAAGCAGAGGCGGCCCCUGAGCUGGGCCUACGAGGGUCUCCGGGGGAUGGGCGGGCACUACAGGCAGAGGACUCGCUGAGCAAAGCGGUGGAGGGCGGGGAGGCAGGGCGGCUGACGGCAGUUGAGGCUGGUGGCCGCAGGCCGGGAACUGUGGCUUUUGAGCCGGUGGUAGUAGGGAGCCAUGGCAGGUGUUUGAGCAGCAUGAGGUCAGCCGCGCUCAGGGGUCCAUGCUGGCCGCACACGAUGAGGGUGAACGGGAGGAGCCCAGGUGAGAGGCAGUCAGAAGGCCCAGGAGUAACUGCCAAAAGCUUGGAGGGUGGAAGCCCCCAGGAGAGGAAGACUCAGUCAGCCGAGGCUGCUGGGGGAGGAAGCACGGGCCGAGUGCCGUGGGAUGGCAUCACAGUCCCUGUGCUUGGCAGCCGCGCAGGGCAGCGUCCGUUGUGGGAGGAAGGAGGCCCUCAAGACCCUGGGUCGGCGCCGGUUCCCACACCUCUGCCCUUUGCGCCCCCUGCCCCGCGGCCCCGGAACAGCCCCCUGGGCCAGCAGGGGCAGUGCCAGCCUGCCUUGCGCGUCUGCCACGCACCCAUAUGGCUUCCCUCUCCAUCCGUCCUCCCCCGCCCUGUCCUUAUCUUUCCCUUCCGUCUCCAUGGCGACUCACCACCUCGGCUUGCCUGCAUCCCAGCCUCUGCCAGGGAUUCUGAGCCUGGCGGUGUCCCCUCCCUCCUCGGAGCCCCGGUUCCCGCAGUCCUGUCUCCGCCCCUGGGGUGAGUCCAGAGGCAGCCUUGUCCUUCCCGGCUGUCACUGUCACAUCCAUCUUCCAGCUCUGCCGAGCCGGCUCCUCCGGGGAGGACCACCCCCCCAGCCUCCACCUGCCACAGCUCGGCCAGCCCUGCCAGGAGAAAAGCCCCCCUCCCGGCCCCCCAGGGCCUCUCGGCCUCCUCUGUCUGCUCCCAGACCCUCUCCCGCAGCCAGCCUCCCAUGCCGAGGUCCGCCUUGUCUGUCAUUUCCUUUUGUCACCGGCUUGGCAAACAGGAGAGAAAACGUAGCUUCAUGGGCAAUAGCAGCAACAGUUGGUCCCACAGGCCAUUCCCCAAGUUGGAGCUGGGGCUGGGGUCCCGGCCCGCGGCACCCCGGGAGCUGCCCGCCUGCUCCAUCUGCCUGGAGAGGCUGCGCGAGCCCGUGUCGCUGGACUGUGGCCACGACUUCUGCCCGCGGUGCUUCAGCACCCACCGUGUGCCCGGCGGGCCACCCUGCUGCCCCGAGUGCAAGAAGACGUGCAAGCAGAGGAAGGGCCUCCGGGGCCUGGGGGAGAGGAUGAGGCUCCUGCCGCGGACGCCGCUGCCCGCUGCGCUGCAGGAGACCUGUGCUGUGAGGGCUGAGCCGCUGCUGCUGGUGCGAAUCAACGCCUCUGGGGGCCUCAUCCUGAGGAUGGGGGCCAUCAACCGCUGCCUGAAGCACCCCCUGGCCAGGGACACCCCGGUCUGCCUGCUGGCCGUCCUGGGGGAGCAGCACUCAGGAAAGAACUUUGUCCUCAACCACCUGCUCCGGGGCCUGCCUGGCCUGGAGUCCGGCGAGGGCGGCUGGCCGAGGGGAGGGGGCUCCCUGCAGGGCUUCAGAUGGGGGGCCACCAGCCUCUCCAGGGGCAUCUGGAUGUGGAGCCAGCCCUUCCUGCUGGGGAAGGAGGGGAAGAAGGUGGCCGUGUUCCUGGUGGACACGGGGGAUGCCAUGAGCCCCGAACUGAGCAGGGAAACGCGGACCAGGCUGUGCGCGCUCACCUCCAUGCUGAGCUCCUACCAGAUCCUCACCGCCUCCCAGGAGCUGAAGGACACGGACCUGGAGUAUCUGGAGAUGUUUGUCCGUGUGGCCGAGGUGAUGGGCCGACAUUAUGGGAUGGUGCCCAUCCAGCACCUGGACCUCUUAGUGCGCGACUCCUCCCACCCCGGCAAGGCAGGGCAGGGACACGCGGGUGACAUCAUGCAGAAAUCCUCCGGCAAAUACCCCAAAGUUCAGGAGCUGCUCCGAGGGCGGCGCGCCCGCUGUUACCUCCUUCCUGCUCCCGGGAGGCGGUGGGUGAGCAAAGGCCACGGAAGCCCCAGCGACACGGAGGACGACACAGGCCAUCUCCGCGCCUACGUGGCCGAUGUGCUGAGUGCGGCGCCCCAGCACGCCAAGAGCCGCUGCCAGGGCUACUGGAGCGAGGGGCGCCCCGUGGCCCGGGGGGACAGACGCCUGCUCACGGGGCAGCAGCUGGCUCAGGAAAUCAAGAACCUCUCGGGCUGGAUGGGCAGGACGGGGCCCGGGUGCGCCUCUCCGGACGAGAUGGCUGCUCAGCUGCACGACCUGCGGACCGUGGAAGCUGCUAAGAAGGAGUUUGAGGAGUACGUGCGGCAGCAGGACGUGGCCACCAAACGCAUAUUCUCUGCGCUGCGGGUGCUGCCAGACACCAUGCGGAACCUCCUGUCAGCCCAGAAGGACGCGCUCCUGGCCCGGCACGGGGCGGCCUUGCUGUGCGCGGGCCGGGAGCAGACCUUAGAGGCGCUGGAGGCCGAGCUGCAGGCCGAGGCCAAGGCCUUCAUGGACUCCUACACCGUGCGCUUCUGUGGCCACCUGGCCGCCGUGGGCGGCGCCGUGGGUGCGGGGCUCAUGGGCCUGGCCGGCGGCGUGGUGGGUGCGGGGAUGGCCGCAGCGGCGCUGGCUGCAGAGGCGGGGAUGGUGGCCGCUGGAGCUGCGGUGGGGGCCACGGGGGCGGCCGUGGUCGGGGGAGGCGUGGGUGCUGGGCUGGCAGCCACGGUGGGCUGCAUGGAGAAGGAGGAGGACGAGCGGGUGCAGGAGGGGGACCGGGAGCCCCUGCUCCAGGAGGAGUGACCGCCCGGGAGCUCCAGGGAGGGGAGGGGGGAUGUGGCGGAGGGCCCCCCCCCGAAUGCCCCUCCUCCCUGGCUGAACGCCCUGUCCAGACAGACAGACAGGCGGCCCUGCGAACCUGUGGAGGCCUCGGGCCGGAGGCAGCGUUCGGGCUGGGACAGCGUCUGGAGGCUCUUUCUGUUGCAGACAACUGCUAACCUGCCACGGUUCCCAGAUGAUCUGGGCCCUGUUGUCUCCCACCAGGAGCGUGGCCCCCUCCCCACCCUGGCUUUCUUCUGGGGUCGUAGGGGGCUGAGCGGGCGCCAUCCCGCAAGUGUCCCCUCUCACAGAUGGCAGCAGCCCCAGGAUGGGUGAGCUCAGGGUUCAAGGCCAGGGGGCGCUGAGGAGGGGCUGGGGCCAAACCAAAGAGUCCGGCUGAGGUGGACAGGGGCCGAACCCCUAGAUCAGACUCUUUCCAAAGCGACUGCAGCGGGUCGGAGGGCCCCUCCUCCCCAGCCCCAGGGCGCCCGCACGUGCGCCCUGAAUGGGAACCCUGUAUGUGGGCCUCGUGGCUGUGCCCUCUGCCCAGCCUGGUCGGCGCCCGUGUUCUUGGUGGACGGCCGUCCCUGCAACAGGUCACAUCCCAAAGACAAACGCCUGCUGUGGCACUCUGAGCUGCGCUGACAGCCCCGUAACAGGUCCUGUGGAGGUCCCGCAGGGCACAGAGGAGGGGACACGGGCGCGGAAGACACCCCCUGAACCCUCUGUCCGCGUUGGCAGGAGACCUGGGUGCACCCCCCCAGCCAACCUGAGCAGGACAGGGAAGUCCCACGGGGAGGACUUCUAGGCUAUUAAGCGGCAAAGGGCGUAUUAAAUGAAAAAUAAAAUGUGUGUGUGAAUGUCA